Molecule: messenger RNA, 158 nt
Organism: Racocetra fulgida
Lineage: Eukaryota; Fungi; Glomeromycota; Glomeromycetes; Diversisporales; Gigasporaceae
Source: the annotation of a GenBank genome assembly
CAGCCACAGCAGCAGCUACUCACACCCAGAGAACUUAUCCAGAAUAUUCAGAAAAUGUUGCAAAUUUAAGUGAUCUUGAUGUUAACUCUUUACAAAUUGUUCACAAUCAAUUGUCCAGAAACCUUGAGAAUGUGUGUAGACCAGAUAGAAAUUUUUAG